Sclerotinia trifoliorum is the source of this 1176-nucleotide messenger RNA. The record is from the annotation of a GenBank genome assembly. NCBI's taxonomy places the organism in Eukaryota, Fungi, Ascomycota, Leotiomycetes, Helotiales, Sclerotiniaceae.
CUUGAUGGAUGCAUCUUCCACGCCUCUUCCUCCUAAAAAAUACAAUCAAAAAAUAUCAAUUGUACAAAUACAAUCACAGAUAUCUAUAGCAAAGGUCUCAUCAUCUCCAUCACAAAUUUGAAAUCAUUUAAUUUGUAACACAUUAAAUCUAGAAACAGUUACACAAUGGUAAAGUUUUCCCUUGGUUACUUUCCUUUUGGAUUGUCCUUUCAUUGAAUGUUUACUUUCGUUUCGAACAUUUUGACUCCAUAGUAUAAUGCAAUUAAACUUUACUGACCCCAUUGAUAGGCAGACGCAGGUCUACCAGCCGGAUGGGAAGUUCGCACAUCGAAAUCUAAGAACAUUCCCUAUUAUUUCAACGAAGCCCAAACCAUAUCAAGCUGGGAACCUCCAGCAAACACUGAUACCGAAAAGCUGAAGGCAUAUAUGGCUGAGAACUACAGUGUCUCGGAAAUUGGGGAUAGUGCCAAUGGUCAAGAUGAGAACCAUGGAAAGAUUAGAGCUAGCCAUUUAUUGGUUAAGCAUAAAGGCAGUAGGCGACCAAGCAGUUGGCGCGAGGUUAGUUCUCAAAAAGCUCUUUCAUUGCUCUUUCCCUUUCCGCCAUCUAGAUCUCGUAUGUGUGAUUCGCAUUUGUCUAAUAAAGUUUCAGGCUGAAAUUACCCGCACAAAGGAGGAGGCAAUGAGUAUCAUUCUUCAACACGAAGCUCAUAUUCGUUCUGGUUCAACAUCAUUGGGGGAUCUCGCUGUUAGGGAGUCUGAUUGUAGCUCUGCCCGCAAGAUGGGGGAUCUUGGUUUCUUUGGAAGAGGAGAUAUGCAGAAAGAGUUUGAGGAGGCAGCUUUUGCCUUGAAGCCGGGUGAAGUUAGCCAUGUGGUUGAGACUGCUUCUGGUUUGCAUUUAAUUGAAAGGUCAGUUUUCAAUUGCGAAUUCAAGAUUUUCUUACUAAUCUUUCCCAGACUUGCGUGAUAUGAUUUCGAAAAUUGAUACGUGGAAAGAAUAGCAGAAUUCUUCCCUUCGAAGUUUUAUCCAGAUAUGAUUUGAUGCGAUUUACAUGAUGAUUCACAUGGGUCUACCGUGAAGGAAUCAUUUAUAGGAGUUUGCUGUUUAGUAGGCAAAGUCUCUGAUUAGAAAUACCACUUGCGCUGUACUAUAAUCAAUCUUCCCUCUUUUACUGUUCG